Molecule: messenger RNA, 2891 nt
Organism: Drosophila willistoni
Lineage: Eukaryota; Metazoa; Arthropoda; Insecta; Diptera; Drosophilidae
Gene: Deaf1
Product: deformed epidermal autoregulatory factor 1
Exons: 4
Coding region: 490-2379 (629 amino acids)
Biological process (GO): regulation of transcription by RNA polymerase II
Cellular component (GO): nucleus
Molecular function (GO): DNA-binding transcription factor activity, RNA polymerase II-specific; DNA binding
Source: RefSeq, a predicted model, not a curated record
GUAAUAUUCUGGCAACCCUUGACUAUGAGGAAGAAGAGGAGGAAUAAAAAUAAAAUAUAAAUUUUAAACCAAAAAAAUGUGAAUAACCAAAUGCAGUGCAAUGUCAAUAAACGAUAAAAUAUACACUAUGAGAAUAUAAAUGUUAAGCGCGCGCGAAACACACACACACACAAGCGACAGUUAACGAAACGAAACAACAGCGCAACACAACAACAGCGCCAACGCCAACAACAACAGCAACAGCAGCAGCAGCAGCAGCGCAAGACAUCGGCGGACAUCGUAUCCAAUUGCAAGUUGCAACAAAAUUCGAUGAACUUCGAUGAAAAAAGAAAAGUAAAAGCGAGUGAAAUAUAACAACAACAUUUAACAACACAACAACAACAACAAUUGGCAGCCGAGAGUGUAGUGUAUGCGUGUGUUAAGUGUGAGUGAGAUAGCGAGUGAGAGAGAGAGAGAGAGCUGGUGUGAGAGUGGAGAGCGCGUAAAAUUAUGGAACAAGUGGAUUCCUCAACGGAACUGCAUUUGAGCAGGAUACGCGAAGUGAAAGAUUUGACGGCACUGGCCGACGAUGUGGUAAAAGAGGAGGUGAUUCUCGAAAGUCCACAGCAUCAUCAUCAAACACAACAUCAUCAGCAUCAACAACACCAGCAGCAGCAGCAUCAUCAGUUGGAUACAAAAGUUCGCAUGGUCACAUCCUCCUCCGUUAACAAUACCGACAAUAGCGGCAGCGGCGGCGGCGGAGGCAACGGUACAGCAGGCAGCGGCGGCGGAGGCGGCGGGGCUAGUGCUGGUGGCGGAGGCGGCGGUGGUGUUGUCUCUGUGCCAGUUUCACUGCCCAUUGGCUCGAUGAUAACCGGCACAGCGUUUAAUGUGAUUACCCCCGAUCAAUUGCCUCACUUCAAGCCGAUGCUGUGCGUCGAUAACAAUGGCUAUCUCUCCGGCAGCACAGUGAGCAUGGGUGGUGACCUCAAAACGAUUGUCAUCCAGCAGCAGCAGCAACAACAGACGCAAACCCAGAGUACGGCUGGCGGAGGAGGGGCAGGCGGCGGCGGCGGUGGUGGUGCUGCCGGUGGUGGCAAUGGCAGUGCUAGCACCAAUACAACCGCCACAAACACAAUUGGACUGAAUCACGAUGGCUCUGGCAGCAACAAUAGCCAUGACAGCAGCAUGGCCACUCUGGAGCACUCGGGCGGCGGCGGUGGUGGUCCAGGCGGCGGCAGUGGCACCCAUCAUGCACACACCAAUUCCGGCUCCACAUGGACGACAGAAAGUGCCACCCAACAUAUGGAGGUCUUCCAGAUUCGUUGUAAAACCACCUGCGCCGAAUUGUAUCGCAGCAAACUGGGCUCCGGUGGCCGCGGACGAUGUGUUAAAUAUAAAGAUAAAUGGCAUACACCCAGCGAAUUUGAACACGUAUGUGGGAGGGGCUCCAGCAAGGAUUGGAAACGUUCCAUCAAAUAUGGCGGCAAAUCAUUGCAAUCUCUCAUCGAUGAGGGUGCCCUAACGCCGCAUGCCACCAACUGCAGUUGCACCGUGUGUUGUGACGAUGAAGCAGGUGAGUCAGCUUCCGGCCCUGUACGCUUGUUUACGCCCUAUAAGCGACGAAAGCGAAAUCAAACGGAUCUCGAUAUGGAGCCGGGACCCAAACGUAAACGUAAUGCCCAUCAUAGCAACAACAACAACAGUAAUACCAACAAUAACAACAACACAAGUGGCGGAGGGAAUAGCAGCAACAAUGUGGAUGUUAAUGCAGCUGCUGUUGCAGCUGCCACAGCGGCAGCGAAUGUUGUCGAUGAGAAUAAUAUGUUCCUCGCUGAGGAUAAUAUCACAUCCAAGGAUGAGCCAUGGGCCGCACUGAAUGAUAGUUUGGAUACAUCCAACGAGCUGGUCGAUCAAUCGCAAAUGGGUAAUCCCUACGAGCGUGAAACGUUUGUGGUGAAUAUCAAUGAUGCAGCCUCCAUUGCCGUCUUGGAUAGCACCCAAUCAAUGAAGAAUAUCGAGCAUGUCUAUUGCACCAUGGUCAAGGCAACGAAUGACUUUAAACGGUUGCUAAACGAUAUGAAACAAAACUUUGAUCGGCGCAUUGAAGUGCUGCAAAAGGAACGCGAUGCGGCUGUCAGUGCGAUGCGUGUCCAAGUCCAUGCGGAUAUCGAUGAUCCGAAUAUAUCUGGCUCGUUGCAUGGCAAUGAGAUCAUAUCGGCCAAGAAGUGCGCCAACUGUAAUCGAGAGGCAUUAGCCGAGUGCUCACUGUGCAGGAAAACGCCGUAUUGCUCGGAAUUUUGUCAGCGCAAGGAUUGGAAUGCUCAUCAGGUGGAAUGCACGCGAAAUCCACAGACGACAACGCAACAGGUCAUGCUAUUGAUCGAUGAUCAGUCCUAAGCCCACAUAACGAAUUGUAUAUACAAACACAACACAACAACAACAACAACAACAACAAAAGCAAAACAAAACAAACAACAACAACAAACGACAACAACAAAAAAUGAUGAAACAUUUUACUACUAAUUAAAAAUACGAUUAUACAAAGUUUCCACCUGCCCCCUAAGAAAACAAAAAAAAAAAAACCAAUCCCCACCCACCACACUUUACCCUGAUCCUUUUUUCCCCACUACUCUCACUCACUCACUUACCUAACCAAGCCAUGAUAAACUGAUCCCCCAAAUUCUAAUCCGUUUUUAUCCUCCCUCCCCCAACCUCCAACCCCCCCUCAAUUAUAUAGAAAGCCUAUAGCCAGCCAGCCCUCUUAGAUUUAUGUCCUAUAUUAAUGUAAUUCUUAAACGUACAUAUUACUAUAUAAAUAUUAUAUAUAAUUAUAUAUAUACACUUAUAUAUAUAUAUAUAUAUAUAUAUAUACAUUUUACUAUUGAACGUAGGGCAAGUCAGCAAAGAAA